Molecule: messenger RNA, 5246 nt
Organism: Dreissena polymorpha
Lineage: Eukaryota; Metazoa; Mollusca; Bivalvia; Myida; Dreissenidae
Product: short transient receptor potential channel 7-like
Exons: 18
Coding region: 1-3246 (1081 amino acids)
Biological process (GO): calcium ion transmembrane transport; manganese ion transport; regulation of cytosolic calcium ion concentration
Cellular component (GO): cation channel complex; membrane
Molecular function (GO): store-operated calcium channel activity; protein binding; inositol 1,4,5 trisphosphate binding
Source: RefSeq, a predicted model, not a curated record
AUGUUUGCGACUACAAUCUUUCACGAACAUCUCGCCAAUCUCCACGCAGAGAUACGAAAACUCUGCGUGGAGAUUGGGGACUCCUUGCUUUCGCAAUCAGUCCCCAAUCUACACAGACAAUCUCUGCCGUCACAAGAAAAUCCAACCAGAUUUUCCCGGCAGAACGAAGGUCUAGAUGGAAAUGGCCACACACGGGCCAAGCGUCCAACGCCGCGUCUGGCGUUUGAAAACUCUAACGGCUCCCAGAGAAAGCUAUCUGAUCUUGAGGAAGACUUCAUCUACGCAGCGGAGUUCGGAGACAUCCCAACGGUUCAAAGAAUUCUCGAGGAGAAUCCCUCCCUUAAUGUGGACUUCAGCGACAUUCUGGGACGAACACCCCUUCGCCUGGCGGUGGGCAACGAACACCUCGAGGUCGUAGAACAACUGUUAGACCGGAGCAAUUUGGCCAACAUUUACGAGGCGCUUCUUCAAGCCAUCAGUUCCGGUCACGAACACAUCGCUGAAUCAAUACUGAAACAUCCCAAGUACCAGGGCAUGAAAAAGGAACACAAACAUUUUGGAGAGACCGACCAUUUCUUUAACAAUGCCAAAGAAGAUUCGCCGUUUUCAGCCGACAUCACGCCAUUAAUCUUGGCGGCAGAAAGGAACCAGUUUGAAAUCGUACAGCUAUUGUUGCUACGAGGAGAAACGAUCAAAAAGCCCCAUCAUUACUACUGUAACUGUCAAGAGUGUAGCAAUAAGUUAGAAUUUGACCAGUUGAGGCUUGCAAAGACCAGAUUGAACGCUUACAGGGGUUUGUGUAGUGGGGCGUACAUUUCACUCUCAAGCAAAGACCCGAUCCUGACCGCCUUUGAAUUGGCACGGGAACUGCGUGGCGUUGCUAAGGUGGAGAAGUAUUAUAAGACCGAGUAUCUGGCGCUGGCAGAACAAUUGAGCGUGUACGUAGUACAACUCCUCGACAAAGUUCGGGGCCAUGAUGAAUUGGAAAUCCUCAUCAAUAAAACUGGACGUGACAGCGAGACAGAGUCAUACUCGCAGCUGGCGAGAUUGAAACUUGCGAUUCAGUACAAUGAAAAGAAGUUCGUUGCCCAUUCCAGCUGUCAGCAAAAGCUUGUCAGCAUUUGGUACUCGGAUUUCAGAGCCUUAGAGAGGUCUAACUGGUUUUUCCGCAUAAUGAUCGUCUCCCUCAUUACAUUGGCGUACCCUGUCAUGUGCUUCUUGUACAUAUUUGCCCCAAAAUCAAAGAUUGGUAGCUUUCUGCGGUACCCUUGCAUAAAGUUCAUCGGUCACACAGUGUCCUUCUUGGCCUUCCUCGUCAUGCUGUUGACGUCAAGCAUGGCGGAAAACCCGUCGUCCAAAGUUCCGUUGUCCAAUUUCACAACACAGUACAAAUACUACAGAGAAAACUACCAGAACUUUUCAAAGUUUCGUCUUCACGAAAACCAGCUUCUGCCAAAUGACUUCAAACUGAGGUCGUUUAGUCCGCAGAUCAUUAAUGUCGUGCUUUCAGUGUGGAUUAUUGGCAUGCUGUGGCAAGAGCUUAAACAGGUCUACAGCGAGGGCAUCUAUAAUUAUUUCGACGCUUUGUACAACUACCUUGACUUCACCGUAUUGACCAUUUACAUUACAUCAUUUACUCUCAGAUUCCUAACGCUUAUGAAGGUGAAAGAGGCACUUAAGUAUUUCGAGGACGUGAAUAGUUGGGAGAAGCUAAAGGUCCGAGAUGAUCACGCGGAAGAAGAAUUUUACUGGCUCGUAGCAGAUCGUCUGUACUGGGACAAGUGGGAUCCUCACAUCAUCGCAGAGGGACUGUUCGCGAUUGCAAACGUGAUGAGCAUCGCGCGUCUCUCCUACAUCUUUCCUGCCAACGAGCUGUUUGGCCCAAUGCAGAUUUCUGUUGCCAAAAUAAUUACGGAUGUUCUGAAGUUUGGUGCAAUUUUCACGGUAUUCUUCGUGGCGUUUUUUGUCGGUUUACAUAACCUAUACUGGUACUACCCGAAGGAAGUCCGUGGGGAAGUUGAAUUGGUUCCCACCCAUAAUUUGACAACAAAGGCGGAGGAAAACUUCGGAAUCCCUCAUAUAACCUUCCGCACGGUGUUCUGGUCGUUGUUUGGUCGCGGGGAGCCAGAGGCAGUUGAGGUUAAACAGUUCGACCACAUCUUCACGGAGACCAUUGGCUACUGGAUCUUUGGCGUAUAUAAUGUCUGUUCCGUCAUCGUGCUUCUCAAUAUGCUCAUCGCCAUGAUGUCCCGCUCGUUUGAAUUGAUCCAGGGUGAAGCCGACACAGAAUGGAAAUUCGCCCGAACUAAGCUGUACAUGGAGUACAUUAAAGAGGGCUCGACGCUACCCGUGCCGUUUAACGUCAUACCGUCGGUUAAAACGUUCUUUAACAUCAUCAAGUUCCUGUUCCGGUGUUGUUUCCCCUCUGAAGAUGGUGACGUCAAUGUGGCGCAUCCUGGACGAGUUGUCGACCUGGAAAUGUUUCCUAUGCCAACUAACAAUCAAAAGAACUCAACUUUAAGACCGCGCUCAUGGGACCAACAAGAACAGCAGCUUCCUGGUCAGGGCAUCAAACAUUUCCAGGAGAAAUUGCACACCACCAAUGGGUUUGUUCGAAACGACUCGGACCCUAAUAUAUAUUCAGAGAAGUUAACAUAUAAGCGUGUAAUGAAGAGGAUAGUUAAACGAUAUAUAUUCGACGAGCAGCGGGAAAGUGAUGCCAAUGAUGAUUUUGAUGAAAUCAAACAAGACAUCUCCAGCUUCCGGUAUGAGAUGUUGAACCAUAUAUCCGUGCGGCAGAUGGAGACCACCGACAACCGAGAACGCUUGGACCGCAUGUACCUUAAGAUGGACACCAUUGUGGAACAGCAAGGGCACAUAUUGCGGUUGCUAGGAGAUCGCGCGCAUGCGCACGAAGACGUUAAAAAAGAAGCAAACAUUGGUACUGACCAAACUAAUGGUGUUGAAAACGUGCUCAAAAGACAAGACUCUCUGCGCGAAAUGAAUGAAACGGACUUCAAAAAGCUCAAGUCUUCAUUACAUGACAUUCCUGAAGAAGGUCAUGAAUCGGUAGCCACUGUCGCCGAUGUUAAAAAAGAACUUUCUACUCGAAACCUUACAGAGACGAUGGGUUCUGAAGACUUUGUUGAGGCGGACGAAAGAACAGAUACAGUGCACCCGCAUGAUAUAAGCGUUAACGUUCAGAUCGCGCCUGCUUCCAAAUACAUGAGACAUGUGCGCUUGUAGUACGUUCUUUUUGCGACAUGGUUUUUCUUCUGAGUGUGGUGUAGUACCACUCAUAAUUAGGUUCUACAAUAAUUGUAAUCACGGAGUUUCAAACAAGCGCAUCUUCGUUAACAUUUCAAAUCAUGUUGUUUACAAUAUUGCAUACAUAAAGGUUCUACAAUUAUAUCAUAUAUUCUGCAUGUAUUUUAAUUUAAAGGUAAGCUAGUUGAUACCAAUUUCCCAUUUUAAGUUAUUUCCAAAACCAUGCAUAUUUUAUCAUGUAAUCCAAAAUUUAAUGUGAUAUAUAGGUUUAUGAAGCUGUUUUGUGUUUUUAUUUCUCACAAAGUCCAAAACGUUGAUUUGUCCGGUUUAUUUCUUACUUUAAAGGGAGUAUGCACGAUUUUGUCAAAUAUUAAUGAAUUUAUAUAAAAUGUGUAAAGAACUUAUUAUACAUAUAUUUCAAUAUUAAUUAAAAUAAAAGUUAAGAAGAACAUGUGUCGAAAAAAAUGCGAAAUAAGCCAUAUAUUUAAUUCUGAAAUCGAAAAUGUCUGUACAGUCGGAUUCGCCAGCAUGUAUAUCAUGCAUGUACGAUGUGAAUCUAAAUUUAGUUUUAGUGCAGAUUCGUUCAUACGACACAAAGACACAAUUUUGUUUCCAAACUUAUACUAGUAAAAGUGUCGGCAUCGGCUUUAAUCAGCCACUUGAGAAAUUUACUGAAGUUAACAAUAUUCGAUUUCUAGUACCAUAUACAGAGUGUUAAUUUAUGUUAUUUCGCAUUCCUAGGUCAUAUUCAUAUGUUGGUUUAAGAUUGCAAAAAUUAUUUGGUGACAUGGAAAUCAUGCAAACUCCCUCUAAAACUACCUUAUACUAUUUUAUUGUACUGCAAAUGUUCUGAGUUAAAGUCAUUUACAAUAUAUAAAAUAUAUAUUAUAAUAUGAUUUUCCUUUACGGACAUGUUUCAUUGAGCUACUAUUACUAUAAAACUUUUUUAUAUUUGUUUGUUUUAAUCGCUUUAAUUAGUUAAAUGUAGAUACCUUGCUCAUCAGUAUCUCCAUUGUAAAUGAUACUCUGUGAAUACCGCCACUGUAGCUUGUAGUUUUUUAGAACGAUCAAAGUUCAAAAAAGGAUUUGCGCAUGUUUCCUUUGAACGGGGAGACAGACACAUCAAGUCUGUCUUUAUUGUUAUAAAGCUGAGGUUUUAAUCGUUAUUCUUAAUGGAAGGUUUCGUUGUAUGUUUUAUAUAUAAUAAUGUUCAUAGUGUAUUUAUAAUAUUUUAUAUAUUCGUUUAUUAAACCCUUUGUUAAAUUAUAUAUAUUUUACACUUUUAUUUCUGAAAAAUAAACUCAUGAAAACCGGUGUGUUCAUCAGCUGCCAAGCAAACGGCAGACAUCAAAUCAAACUAAUCUACAUAUUUUCAAAAACCAUUCUCCCACCCCAUAUAUGGGCUGAUUUGAACUCACACAUGCAUGAACUAUUUGUUGUAUUGUUUGUUCAAUACUUGUGAUCGGGAUACACUGCAAACUUUUACAUAUAUUUUGCUCAUUCGCCAUUUCCAAUCAGAGGGUGUAAUCACGUGACAAACAAGAUGGCGACGUCCAUGCCGAGACAGCCAUUUAUUCCCCGUCGUAUACCCUUUAUUUCUUUCAUUAAUGGUUAAGAUGCCGCUCACGUUCUAGCCAUAUCGGCAAGAAAAGGAUUAGUGUUUAUAUCGUAUAAUAUUCGCUCUAUAUCUCGACUUACCUCGCUGGGAAAUUUCUUAGCGGGUAACAAAAUUACAGUUCCCGCUAAGAAAAUUCGCAGCGAGUAAUACGAAAUAAAUGUUAAUCACGUUCUUUCUGAUAUCUUUGGAAAGUGAGCGGCUUUUACAAAAUAAAUACAAGUAAUAAAGGGUAAUAAACCGCGAAAAUUACCUGUCUCGGCAUAGAUGUCGCCAUCUUGUUUGUCACAGGAUUACCUCAUCUGCCAAUGCGUUAUGUUUGAUAAAACCUCUAGCAAUACCAUUUGACAUCAGAUGAGAUGCU